Messenger RNA from Truncatella angustata, 1015 nucleotides. RefSeq lists its product as uncharacterized. The record is from RefSeq and is a predicted model, not a curated record. The transcript has a single exon. NCBI's taxonomy places the organism in Eukaryota, Fungi, Ascomycota, Sordariomycetes, Amphisphaeriales, Sporocadaceae. Gene Ontology annotation, molecular function: acyltransferase activity, transferring groups other than amino-acyl groups. The coding region runs from base 132 to 818 and encodes 228 amino acids.
GAUGAUUGAUUGCAUCGAAAUUCCAACCAGGCAAACUCUGCGUAAGGAAAAUUGAAAUCAAAAGCAAGGCAAAAGUUUAUCGCUCGUCGACCUGCGCUUGGCCAGCAUUCUCAACAUAAAUCCGUUUCAUAAUGGCAACCACGUCCCACGCAACAGCCCAGCUCAUCUCCGAGACGACCGUUGCGGCCUCAAUUGCCACUCCGGCAUCCACAGGGGGUUUAGCUAGCAAAACCCCGCCACCAACGCCCAGCGUGCAGAUCCAGAUGGCCCCCGCCGCGGCAGCCGAGGAUGAAGCCCUCAUCAUGCAGCUCUGCGACAUCGUGAAUCUCGUCUACGGGGAGACAGAAGGCGACAUAUUCGUCGAGGGCUACCAACGCGUCAGAACAGAUGAAAUGCGACAGAUUGUUCGCGCCGGCGAGCUGGCCGUUGCCUAUCUCCCGCUGGGAGAAUCCAGCUCGACCUCGCAGCGUUGGUCUGUCAUCGGCUGCAUGAGACUCCAGACCCUGGCCGGCUCGCAGACGGGGGAGAUGGGUAUGUUCGCCAUCGAUCCUGUUCAUCGCGGUGGUGGAACGGGCCGGGAGAUGGCUGCGUUCGCCGAGGGACACUGUCGGAGUGUCUUGGGUUUGACGAGGAUGCGAUUGGAGCUGUUAGUCCCGCUUGGCUUCGAGCAUGCGUUUAAGAAGAGGUUGCAGGCUUGGUAUGAGAGGAUGGGGUAUGUGCUGGUCAAACUGGGCGUCUUUCAGGAUGAUUAUCCGCAGCUCGCCCCAUUGUUGAAGGGCCCUUGCGAGUAUCGUGUAUUUGAAAAGGACCUGGCAUGACGAAUAGCACUGCUGAAUAGUAGGAGUUCUGCAUGAAGUUUGUGUGCGCGUAACUCGUCAUCGGCAUUACAGGGUGAGCACAUUGCCUGGAUCGAGUCAAAACUUUGAACCGCUUGUCAGUAACUUAAAACCUCAUGACCACUAGCACUUUCCAUAAACGCACACUCCUUAGAUCACGGACCUAAAUAGGUACAGAA